Molecule: messenger RNA, 3362 nt
Organism: Salvelinus fontinalis (brook trout)
Lineage: Eukaryota; Metazoa; Chordata; Actinopteri; Salmoniformes; Salmonidae
Product: immunoglobulin-like domain-containing receptor 2
Exons: 9
Coding region: 115-2292 (725 amino acids)
Biological process (GO): pancreas development
Cellular component (GO): membrane
Source: RefSeq, a predicted model, not a curated record
CUUCGCCUCUCCCGGUGUUCUUCUCAACACUCAGCGGACAAAGAAUGAGUCAAACAACAGGCAGGAGGAAAAUGAGGAUUCAUUCUCUCUGAUUGCGAAACUUUUAUUCAAAAAAUGAACUGGCUGCUAGAUCGAUGGAUUAUUUUGUGCUUAACAGUCUGUGUGUGUACUGGGGUGCAGGUGAUCGUUCGGGAGGAGAGGCGUUUCGCCAUGCUCUUCCAGUCUGUGGUACUCCAGUGCCAGUACCACACGCCCUCCACACAGACCCCUGUGGUGCAGUGGUGGUACAAGUCCUACUGCCGUGACCGCACACAAGACUCCUUCACCUUCCCCGAGAGCCUGGGGGUCCAGGGGUCCGAGCUGGGCGCCGCGGCCCAACUGGAGUGCUCCGACACCAGCCGCACCGUCCGCAUCGUAGCCUCCGGCCAGGGUGCCUCCUUGACGCUGGCUGAGCACUACAAGGGCCGAGAUAUCGCCAUCGUUAACAAGGCGGACCUGCGGAUCGGUGACCUGCAGUGGGGUGACAGCGGCGUGUACUUCUGUAAGAUAGUCAUCGCUGACGACCUGGAGGGGAAGAACGAGGGCCAGGUCGAGUUACUGGUGCUGGGUAGGACAGGUGUGCUGGACGAUCUCCUGCCUGAGUUUGAUGUGGAGAUUAUGCCAGAGUGGGUGUUUGUGGGAUCUGUAGUCUCAUUGAUCUGUGUCUGUGUUCCAGAGUGGGUGUUUGUGGGAUGUGUAGUCUCAUUGAUCUGUGUCUGUGUUCCAGAGUGGGUGUUUGUGGGAUGUGUAGUCUCAUUGAUCUGUGUCUGUGUUCCAGAGUGGGUGUUUGUGGGAUGUGUAGUCUCAUUGAUCUGUGUCUGUGUUCCAGAGUGGGUGUUUGUGGGAUGUGUAGUCUCAUUGAUCUGUGUCUGUGUUCCAGAGUGGGUGUUUGUGGGAUGUGUAGUCUCAUUGAUCUGUGUCUGUGUUCCAGAGUGUGUGUUUGUGGGAUGUGUAGUCUCAUUGAUCUGCGUCUGUGUUCCAGAGUGGGUGUUUGUGGGAUCUGUAGUGCUGGGCAGUAUCCUGUUCCUGUUGUUGAUGGGGAUCUGCUGGUGUCAGUGCUGCCCUCACUCCUGCUGCUGCUACCUCCGCUGCUGCUGCUGCCCCGACACCUGCUGCUGCCCACUCCACCUCUAUGAGGCGGGGAAGAUGGUGAAGAGGGGCCAGCCUCCCCAGGUUGUUGUGUACCCCCCUUACUGCAUCCCUGGAGUCCCCACCAUGGUCCCCUUCGCCCCGCCGUCCCUCGCGGAACCUAAGAUGGUCUCCCUCCCCUCAGUGGAGAACAACUUGGCUGGGGCCAGUAGCCUAUCAGAGCUCAGCUCUCUGCAUGAGGGAUGGGACACGGAUUUCCGGCAGACCUAUCGGACAGUCCAGAUGAAAGCUCUCCCACCCAUCGCUGACCUCGAUGACCAAUCAGAGCUCACGGCAGCUCCUGUGCACAACAGUCGUCGACCCAGGCAUUACCGUGGCAACCACACUGAUGACGAGCAAGACAGCAGGUGGAACCCUCGCUCUGUGCACCUGGAGAGGAGGACAUUGGGCUCCAGGGGGCGUACUGGCUCUCUGGAUGAGCUGGAGGAAUUUGCUAUGUCCUACGGCCCCCGUGCCCGGAGGGGCGACCCCCGUGACCAGGACAGGGACUACGACCUGGAACUACGGGGGCGAGAGCACUACCCGCCGUACCGGGACCACAGCCCCUCACGCCGUUUCCAUGGAGACAGGGAUGAUGACUGGCACCCCCGCCGCAGCCCACCUCCGCAGAAGAAGAGGGACAUGUGGGACGAUCUCCCCUCUCGCCCCCACCAGCACACCCAGGGGCGGAGGGGUUACGAUGACGCCUUCCUCAACAACUUAUUGGAGCGCAAGGCGAGGGGGAGAGCAGGAGAGAAGGGGGAGAGAGGAAAGGGGCGGGUUGACGAGGACAGUGACACUCCCUCCAAGGGCAGUUCAAAGGGCAAGGGCAGCGACGGUUUCUACAGCCGGUCACCUACCAACAGGCCCGAGGAGGAUGACCCUUUGCCUCCAUACUCAGAGCUAGAGAUGGAAAGGUACCGGAUGGUCAACCCAACCACUGAACGUUACCGCAUGGUCGAAUCGCCCUCAGAACGAUACAGCACCACUGACCAGGCCAUGCAAUCGUUCUCCUAUACCCGUCCCCCUAAAGGACUGGCCCACACCAUACAGGCAGGCAGAGAGGACAGGGACAACAACCGAAAUAUGACCCCUGCUCUGAGCAGAGACUCUCUCAUAGUGUGACACACCAGAGAGAACUCAAGCCUGUGCCUGCACAGCACUGCCAGCAUUGAGAAUCACACAUCACUCACUUAAAACAUCAUGCAUCAGCCUGGGAGUGACUAACUGAUCAUCCUCAUCAUCAACAACCUGAAGAGGCUUAUCCAAUAGAAAGUUUCCAUCCACAGAAGGGAGGCACCUUGCAUGGAUCACGAGAAGACAAUGGAACGUGCAUUGUUUAUGCAUUGAUUUAAGGAACAUUUGGACACCAUUUUGUUUGUAUGUGUGUUGAGCGUAGAUGCAUUACAUACACACCGUUUGAAUUGGUAUGUGUGGGUGUAAAGCAUUUGUGUGAAUGUGUACUGUAUUGUAUGUCCAUAUUUAGAUUUAUCUGUGAAACUCAAACCAAGCAUUCCACAGAGCAGUCCCCCUCUCUCACCUAUAAAGCACGGUGAAAGCUAGUUCCCGUGAAGUUACGCUGACAACAAUGAUACGAUUAGGGCUAUUGGUAGGGAUAGAUUGAUAGGUAUUGAUUAGGUGUGGAGGAGAGCUAAGAUAAGGGGUUAAAGAAAAGGAAAGCAGUCAUCAAAGAAACUUCAUAUGAUCAAUUGAUGUGUGUUAAGUUCAGGAUUGUUUUGAUCAAUUCUAAACAACUAUAUGCCAACUUGCCAUUAUAAUUGUAAAUCCAAUGCUCCCCCACGUGUCAUACAUUUCAUCAGACUAUAAGAAACAUAUAAUAGGUGUCAAUUGUGCCAUGAAAAAGACAACUCAGGUUCACCUGCCUUCAUUGUGUGUGUGUGUGUGUGUGUGUGUGUGUGUGUGUGUGUGUGUGUGUGUGUGUGUGUGUGUGUGUGUGUGUGUGUGUGUGUGUGUCAUGUACUGUACCUACUGUAAAUGUACUGUACCUACUGAGCUUGAAUUUAUAUUACAGGUUUGCAAUUGCACUGUAAUAGUAUUCUUUAUUAGCCCACAGUAUUAAUUGGACAUGCCGUUAUUGGCCACAGGUAACUGUGUUUUGAAACUGCCAUUCAGCCAUAGCAGAUGUUUGUAUUUCACUUGUUUGACAUUGAUUUUGAUAUAAACACACUAUCUUA